This is a messenger RNA of Effrenium voratum, 666 nucleotides long. Lineage: Eukaryota; Dinophyceae; Suessiales; Symbiodiniaceae. The record is from the annotation of a GenBank genome assembly.
AUGAGGGCCUUGCUCCUGCUUUUCGGCGCGGCGGUCGCCACCGCCGAGCACUGUGCGGACGAGACCUGCGAGGAGCUUAUUGAUGAUCCCGAGCUCCACCUCUUGCAGCGCAAGGCCCAGGCAGUGCGCGACACGGGACAUGCGGCGAGCACAGAAGCAGGUCUGCACUCCUUCACCAAACUGGAUCCCUGCGAAGGCCCGGUGCAGGUCCUGAGUGACGUGGAUGACACCUUCAUGAGCAGCGGAGGAACUUGGCCCGCCGGCUGCGAUGGGGUCUUCGAGAAGCAUGUGGUCUACCCAGGCUAUACCCAGUUCAUCACAGAGCUCGCACGAGGCCCGGAGGAGUCGCUCUUCGUCCUCCGGCCCGCGCUCUUCUCCGCUCGCCCGGAGAGCUUCGACUUCCUCCACGUGGACUCCUCUUCUGCCCUGGCCAACGCUCUGGAGUCCACGCGUCGCCCGGACGACCCGGCCAUCUGGGACCAGUACAACGCGGAGAUCCCGGUGGUUGUCCCGGAGAACUUGGUGGCCUUCAACUACCAGAACGGGGGCUUCGAGGAGGUGCUCGCCAAAGGCUUCGGCGGGAAGUUUGGGCUCAACACCAAAGGACCGGCAGAGUUGAAACUGAGUGGCGAUGUUGAGAAGCAGUUGUCGAGCUGUGCAUCUUAG